Molecule: messenger RNA, 393 nt
Organism: Zychaea mexicana
Lineage: Eukaryota; Fungi; Mucoromycota; Mucoromycetes; Mucorales; Lichtheimiaceae
Exons: 3
Coding region: 1-393 (130 amino acids)
Source: RefSeq, a predicted model, not a curated record
AUGUUGGCGUUGUCAGAUUCGCGACUUGUGAUCAACAUCCGCGAUCGUAUCCAGGCUGUUGACGGAUACCAUUACUACGAAGCAUACCGAACAGAACCACGAAGAAAGUUCGGCUAUUCUUUCCUUUUUCGAAGCUCGCAAGAUUUCCAUGUGCAGGAUCAAGCUGCCAUUCGUUUACGAUUGUAUCGGCGUAUGCCAACUUUCUUGUGCAAUGGCCGCAUCAGCGGCAUGGUCGAUAGAGUGAAUGCUUACUUCCACUUGAACUUCGAACACUCCUGUGGGCAUGAGGCUGCACCUGCCGUCGAAAAUAACGCCGUCCCGCAAAAUAUUUUCACCUCAGCACAAAACAACAGAUACAGAGAAGAUAUCAGCAUGGACACUGCAAGAGAAUGA